AUGGAGCGAAUCAAAAACACACCAGAUGAGACUCCCCGUAAUGAUGAUAAGUCGACUAUAGCUAGAGUCAUCGACAAUGAAUUGGUCAAAUCCUGUCCGUCGAACUGGAGAUUUGAUAUUCUCUGUGCGCCGAGGCCAAGAGCACGAAGUCGACUGAACGACAGCGGAUUUUUUGAACGGGAUACGACAUCUACAGUGCAAGAAUGCAGCGACAACACUGUACCUGAUGUGUCUGAAGACUGGGCCGCAGUAGCAUAUUACUCAGAUGAAAUCUUUUCGUAUCUUUAUGCGCUGGAGGAGCAAUUCCUCUUGCCGAAAAACUUUGUCGAACAUCAAGCUGAAGUUACUUAUGAAUCCAGAGCUGUUUUGGUAGAUUGGCUCAUUCAGGUACAUGGUUUCUAUAACUUUCCACUGGAUUGUCUCUACCUAAUGAUCGGUUUGCUGGACCGUCACAUUAGUCUCCAUCACGUACCGCUGGUCAAUUUCCAGCUUCUUGGGAUGGGAUGUCUUCUGGUCGCCUGUAAAUACGAAGAUCGCUUUGUUCCACGUCACGUCGACCUUAUUGCCAUGGCAGAGCAGGCAUUUUCUGCCAAAGAACUCACUCAAAUGGAGAAACGUAUUUUGGAAACGCUAAACUACAAUCUGUGCCUACCCCUACCAAGUCACUUUCUACGACGUUUUGCAAGAGCGGCCUUUUGUGACUCAGAAACUUAUACCUUGGCAAAGUUCCUUCUGGAAAUUUCCCUACUUGAUUUGGUCCUAGUGACAUACAAACCUUCCUUGGUGGCUGCGUGUGCGUUCUGCYUUGCCAGUAGUCUAGCUUUGGAAAAUGAACAAUUAUCAGAUUCAGUACCAGGCUGUUCCUACACGCUCGACAAACUUCGACCUUGUGCUGUUGGUCUUGCCAAAUUGUUGAAAACCACCGAGUCGAUUGGAUGCAAGGUAAAAUACUCGCAUGGACUCCAUGAUUUAUAUGCGGAAUAG
Exaiptasia diaphana is the source of this 984-nucleotide messenger RNA. RefSeq names its product G2/mitotic-specific cyclin S13-7. The transcript is spliced from 2 exons. Gene Ontology annotation, biological process: mitotic cell cycle phase transition; regulation of cyclin-dependent protein serine/threonine kinase activity. The coding region runs from base 1 to 984 and encodes 327 amino acids. NCBI's taxonomy places the organism in Eukaryota, Metazoa, Cnidaria, Anthozoa, Actiniaria, Aiptasiidae. Gene Ontology annotation, cellular component: centrosome; nucleus; cyclin-dependent protein kinase holoenzyme complex. The record is from RefSeq and is a predicted model, not a curated record. Gene Ontology annotation, molecular function: cyclin-dependent protein serine/threonine kinase regulator activity.